This is a messenger RNA of Plectropomus leopardus (leopard coralgrouper), 388 nucleotides long. NCBI's taxonomy places the organism in Eukaryota, Metazoa, Chordata, Actinopteri, Perciformes, Serranidae. The record is from RefSeq and is a predicted model, not a curated record.
AUGACUCAGGUCUCAUACCGAACCCUGAUCCGAACCUUAGACCUGAACCGAGAAGACUACAUGCAGAAUGUCCACGGGAAGGAGAUCGACCUGCUGAGGACCACGGUGAAGGUGCCGGGGAAGAGGCCGCCUCGCGCCGUGUCCACCUGCGCCGCCGUGCCGAGUCCCAAAACCAACGGCCUAACGAAGGACAUGAGCAGCCUGCAGCUGGGACAGGCUCCAGGUUCGGUGACCAGCAGCUCGUCGGUGUCUCAGAUGGCGAGCGGCGUCAGCUUGGUGUCCUUCAACAGCCGCGGUCUGGAGGGGAUGCACCAGCGCUCCUACUCCGUGUCCAGCGCCGACCAAUGGACCGACGCCACCGUCAUCGCCAACUCUGGAGUCAGCACAG